Molecule: messenger RNA, 849 nt
Organism: Neoarius graeffei (lesser salmon catfish)
Lineage: Eukaryota; Metazoa; Chordata; Actinopteri; Siluriformes; Ariidae
Gene: olig2
Product: oligodendrocyte lineage transcription factor 2
Exons: 1
Coding region: 1-849 (282 amino acids)
Biological process (GO): myelination; oligodendrocyte differentiation; oligodendrocyte cell fate specification
Molecular function (GO): DNA-binding transcription factor activity; protein dimerization activity
Source: RefSeq, a predicted model, not a curated record
AUGGACUCCGAUACAAGCAGAGUGUCCAGUCGGCCGUCCUCUCCGGAAGGAGAUGAUCUGUUCCUGUCUGCCGUGAAGAAAUCGGCGGGUUUCUCGGGCGCAGUUUCGUCUACGCAGAGUGACUCACCCCCGGAGCUGAGCGCGGACAUGCGCGGCCUUUCGAGCGGCGACGAGAACGCACUCGGUUUAAAGAUGUUCUCCAAGAAAGACCGCAAGCUGCUGUCUGAGAGUGAGCUACAGAGCAUCCGCCUGAAGAUCAACAGCCGCGAGCGCAAACGUAUGCACGACCUGAACAUCGCCAUGGACGGCCUGCGCGAGGUCAUGCCUUACGCGCACGGGCCCUCGGUGCGCAAACUCUCCAAGAUCGCCACGCUGCUGCUGGCGCGCAACUACAUCCUCAUGCUUAGUAACUCGCUCGAAGAGAUGAAGCGCCUCGUCAGCGAGAUCUACGGGGGUGGAGGUGGAGGGGGCAGCGGUGCCCACCACACAACAUUCCACCCGUCUGCCUGCGGCACUCUGGCGCACGCCACAACUCCACUGGCCAGCCAUGCAGCUGCUGCUGCUGCUGCCUCCGCUGGAUCCCAUCCGGUUCACCACGCACUGCUCCCGCCAACCGUGUCCAGCGCAGCCGCUUCUCUACCAGCGCCAGGCCUUUCAGCCGUGGCCUCAGUCAGACCGCAUCACGGACUCUUGAAGGCCCCGGCGGCCGGGGUGAGCCCCCUCACCUCGGGCUUCCAGCACUGGGGUGCGAGCAUGCCGUGCCCGUGCAGCAUGUGUCAAGUCCCCGCGCCUCACGUGCCCGCCAUGAGCUCGGUCAGCAUGCCGCGCCUGACCAGCGACUCCAAGUGA